Prunus armeniaca (apricot) is the source of this 1221-nucleotide messenger RNA. The record is from the annotation of a GenBank genome assembly. NCBI's taxonomy places the organism in Eukaryota, Viridiplantae, Streptophyta, Magnoliopsida, Rosales, Rosaceae.
AUGGCCUCUUGCCCCACCGCCUUUUUCUGCAACCACGCAGCAACAGCAGCACCGUGGUCAUCUUCCAGAGCCGGAACCAGAAGAAGCUUCUGUCGGCGGAGCUCUGUGAAAACAACCAUCAAUGCCAAGCUCGACCAGAAGACGUCGUUGCAGUACAAGAAGCUCGGAGACUCAGACCUUGUAAUUAGCGAAAUCACUCUCGGAACCAUGACAUUCGGCGAGCAAAACACAGAGAAAGAAGCUCAUGAGAUUCUCAGCUACGCAUUCGAAAAUGGGAUUAACGCUUUGGACACUUCAGAAACCCACCCAUUUCCAAUGAAGAAGGAAACUCAGGGAAGCACCGAUCGUUUUAUCAGCAGCUGGCUCAAGUCUCAACCCCGUGAUAAGGUUAUUUUGGCAACAAAAGUAUCUGGGUAUUCGGAGACGGCAAGUUACCUGCGUGACAAUGCCACGGUCUUGCGGGUGGAUGCUGCAAACAUUAAGGAAAGUGUAGAGAAAAGCCUUAAGCGCCUUGGCACAGAUUACAUUGAUUUAAUACAAAUUCAUUGGCCAGAUCGCUAUGUGCCACUAUUUGGUGCGUAUUCUUAUGAUUUUUCCAAAUGGAGACCAAGUGUGCCAUUCGUGGAGCAGCUGAAGGCUUUUCAAGAACUCAUUGAUGAAGGAAAGGUACGAUACAUUGGUGUUUCCAGUGAAACUUCAUAUGGAGUGAUGGAAUUUGUACAUGCAGCUAAAGUUGAAGGACUACCAAAGAUCGUCAGUAUCCAAAACCGUUACAGUCUGCUAGUUAGAACUCGUUUUGAAAUUGAUCUUGUUGAAGUUUGCCACCCGAAAAAUUACAACAUUGGCUUACUGGCUUAUUCUCCACUGGGUGGUGGAACUCUUACUGGAAAGUACAUAGAUAUCAAUUCCGAAGCUGCAAAAAAAGGGAGGCUGAACCUUCUCCCUGGCUACAUGGAAAGAUAUAACAAAUCUAUUGCCAGGGAAGCAACAAUAAAGUAUAUCGAGACAGCCAAGAAGCACGGGCUAACUCCAGUUCAGCUUGCACUUGGGUUUGCACGGGACCGUCCAUUUGUGACAAGUUCAAUCGUUGGUGCAACUUCUGUGAACCAACUGAAGGAAGACAUUGAUGCUUUUCUGUUGACAGAGAGGCCUUUGCCACCGGAAGUGGUGGCUGACAUUGAAGAUAUUUUCAAGAGAUACAAAGACCCUACCAUUUUUUGA